CAAACAGCACACUGACGUCUGAGGCUAGUUCAUUUUCUUUAAAUAUCGGGUCAGUUUGGAAAAUAAACUCCAGCAACUCAAGUUAAAAACAGUUUGUUCUUUUAACUUCCUUUACUUACAGUCAGGCCAACAAGGAUAAAGAAGAGAUGGACAUCAGUUCAUCGAACAUGAUCACACUUAAUCCAACAACCAACAGAAAAAGGUUGGACCAGAAGCAGGAGACAAUUUGCAUUUUUGGCACUGGGGACUUUGGCCGAUCUUUGGGUAUAAGGCUACUCAAGUCAGGUCACCAAGUGGUAUUUGGCAGUCGAAACCCACAGAAUUCCACCUUGCUGCCAAGUGGAGCUCAAGUCCUUACCCACGCCGAUGCCUUGAAAGAAUCCAAUAUCAUUUUCCUGGCGGUUCACAGGGAGAACUAUGAUUUCCUCCUGGCUCUGUCCAAUUUGCUUGAUGGAAAAGUGCUGGUGGAUGUGAGCAACAACCUCAGAAUUAAUCAAUACCCAGAGUCCAAUGCACAGUAUCUAUCUCAGCUGCUCCCCAAAGCUAUUGUGGUGAAGGGGUUUAACACAGUUUCUGCCUGGGCCCUCCAGUCAGGCAGUCUGGAUGCUAACAGUCAGGUUUUUAUCUGUGGUGAUGACAAUAAAUCCAAACAGCAGGUGAUGGAUAUUGCCAGGUGGUUAGGCCUCACUCCUUUAGACCAGGGAUCUCUCCUAGCAGCUGAAGAAGUCGAGAACUAUCCGCUACAGCUCUUUCCAAUGUGGAGAUUCCCAUUUAUUAUAUCAGCUGGCCUCACUGUGUUCUUCUUCUUAUACUCUGUGCUGAUUAAAAUCAUCUAUCCUUAUGUACAAAAGAAUGAAAAUAACUCCUAUCAGUUGAUGGUUUCCAUACCCAAUAAGAUUUUUCCAUCUGUCUCUCUCAUUCUGCUUGGGUUGGUUUACCUGCCAGGUGUGAUUGCUGCAUUCCUCCAGCUCUACCGAGGGACCAAAUACAAGAGAUUCCCUGACUGGCUUGACAAGUGGAUGCUGUGUCGAAAACAACUUGGACUCGUGUCCUUUGCCUAUGGCUUCCUUCAUGUGUUCUAUUCAUUGAUCAUUCCACUUAGGUACUCAACUUAUUUGAAAAAUGCUCGAUAUAUUAUUGCACAGACGAAAAAGAACUCAACCACAGACGUAGCGAUGGUCUGGAUUUGGCGAAGUGAUGCGUUUUACGCAUCUGGAGUCUUGGGAUUUUCAGUCUUCUGUUUGCUCGGAAUAACCUCCCUAUCCUCUGUGAGCAACGCAAUGAACUGGAGAGAAUUCAGAUUUGUUCAGUCAAAACUCGGCCACGUCACAGUGUUGCUGUGCACAGUACACACUGCUUUACUGGGCUGGAAUAAAUUUUUAAUGCUCUCGCGUUAUAAAUGGGGUCUUCCGCCAAGUUACCUCCUGUCCAUGAUGAUCCCAUGCAUUGUGCUUGCUCUAAAGCUGAUCCUCAUAAUGCCAUGUGUAGACAGAAUGGUCACAAGAAUACGACAAGGUUGGGAAAGAAAAGAAAAAUGCUCAGGCAAUCUCAAUAUUUGACCCAAAUAUUGCACCAGAAUAAUAUGUUUUGUAAAUACAUUAUAUAUUUUUCAAGCAGUGCAAUCAGAUAUUUCAAAACUCUUGCAACAAUGGCAUAUAUGACAAUACAGUGUUUGGAUAUGUGAAUCAUUAACCUGGCUUUUCCUUGAGAUUAGCCUGUUCCAACUAUUCCAUGCCCUCGUUCUCCCAAAUAUAUCAAUGUCCAUUCCAAAAAGAUGACUUCACUGGCCCAGGUAGUCUGGGAUUCAAGGUAGGCCCUCAAAUGACAUGAUAGAAUAAUGUAAGCACGCCAAAACUAACCCUGGUCAUGAAGCUUUUGAACAGGCACGUGGAUAUGCAGAAAAUUGGGGGUUAUAGAUCACAUGCAGGCAGAGGAGAUUAGUUUAACUUGGCAACAUGCUCAGUCUCAAUAAAAGUAUUCUCCACAGCUCAAUGCAAUGCAGUUAAGAAUGGACUUAGUGGCAGUUAGUGGCCACAGUUCGAAGGUCGAAGGUCGAAGUGAGCACCAGCCACAUAUUUAAACUAUACAUUGAAUGAAGAAAAUAAUAAAUUUGCUGUAACAUGUAUUAAACAUAAGCAUUAUUGCAUUAAAUACAAAUCCAAUGUACAAUAUGCAUUUAAAAUAAAGUUUUUCACAUAAUUCUCCACUGAAAACGUUAUGUAGAAAAGUAGGAAUUGUUGGAUAAUUAAAGAUAACAGAUCAUCAGCUUUGCCUUCUAACAUUUUACGUUGAGUGACUUUGUUGCUCCACACAGCCCUACACCAAUCCCCAAUGCAUUUCACCCCAUUUGGCCUGCCCCACCUCCAGUUUAAAUUCCAUUUGGAAUAUUUUGGAGGACCAAGAACCCAAGUAACCAAGAAACCCUCACAAUACUUUUCAAAUACCAAUUCUUUUAGAUGAGAUCUCAGUUGUACUGCAAUGUCUGGAUCAUCAGGAAGAAUAUUUCCUUCUUAAGCAUUUAAAAAAUAUAUAUAUAUAUACUUUACUGACAUUGUCACUGACACUGUCACUGACACUGACAUUGUCACUGACACUGUGCACUGAAAGAUAAAAGAUAAAAUAUAAAAUAAAUAUAUCUAGGUAAUAUCAAAGAUCCAAAAUAGUAUGAAAAUGAUUUAAUAUAAUCUUUAGUAGUUUGCAAACACAAUUUGCCAUGGACCUUUGCUCAAUAUUGUCUCAAUAGAAGUUCUGUAUUCUCCACAGCUCAAUGUAAUGCAGUUAAGAAUGGACUGAGUGGCAGUUAGUGGCUAAAGGUCUAAGGUCGAAGUGAGCACCAGCCACUGAUUAAAACUAUACAUUAAAUGAAAAAAAUAAUAAAAUUGCUGUAACAUGUAUUAAACAUAAGCAUUAUUGCAUUAAAUACCCAUCCAAUGUACAAUAUGCAUUUAAAAUAAAGUUUUUCACUUAGAA
Messenger RNA from Leucoraja erinaceus (little skate), 2970 nucleotides. RefSeq names its product metalloreductase STEAP4-like. The coding region runs from base 147 to 1559 and encodes 470 amino acids. NCBI's taxonomy places the organism in Eukaryota, Metazoa, Chordata, Chondrichthyes, Rajiformes, Rajidae. The transcript has 5 exons. The record is from RefSeq and is a predicted model, not a curated record. Gene Ontology annotation, biological process: copper ion import. Gene Ontology annotation, molecular function: cupric reductase (NADH) activity; ferric-chelate reductase (NADPH) activity. Gene Ontology annotation, cellular component: endosome; plasma membrane.